This is a messenger RNA of Chlorella variabilis, 471 nucleotides long. RefSeq lists its product as hypothetical. NCBI's taxonomy places the organism in Eukaryota, Viridiplantae, Chlorophyta, Trebouxiophyceae, Chlorellales, Chlorellaceae. The transcript has 2 exons. The annotation marks the transcript as partial. The record is from RefSeq and is a predicted model, not a curated record.
GACCUGGCCUGCACUGCAUGCCGCGCUGGCGAAUAUUCCGAGCGGCAAGGCGCCUCGGGCCCCUGUAAGAGGUGCCCCCCGGGCCAGGCGGUGGCCGACGGCGGCAACAGCGCCUGCGACGUCUGCGAGCCGGGCACCUACCAGGACGAGGAGGGGCAGCUGGCCUGCAAGGCCUGCCCUGUGGGCACCUACACCGAGAUGACCGGCAGCACCGCGCUGGAGGCUUGCCUGCCCGCCCCCAAGGGCAACUACGCCCCCGGCACCGGCAACGACGGCUUCUUCCCCUGCGAGGCCGGCACCUACCAGGAUCAGGAGGGGCAGGGAGAGUGCAAGCAGCCCUUCUGCAAGGAGUGCGGCAAGGGCAGCUACCAGGACAGGGACGGGCAGCGCGCCUGCAAGCCCUGCCCCGCCGGCAGCUACUGCCAGGCCACCAAGAUGGCUGCCCCCACGCCCUGCCCAGCCGGCAAGUAC